Molecule: messenger RNA, 2361 nt
Organism: Prorocentrum cordatum
Lineage: Eukaryota; Dinophyceae; Prorocentrales; Prorocentraceae
Source: the annotation of a GenBank genome assembly
UCCAGUCCGCAUUAUUUGGGAAGGACAGACGGGGGCAGCUUCGAUAGCAAUCUGGGCACACGUGAGCCGCAGCCGCUUUGUUCUGGCCUUCGCUGGGUCCCCGCCAUUCCCCGCAGGCUUCGCGCCAGCCCGUUCCGCCCCAGACUUAAACCCGAUGUCCCGACGCGCCUCGGCCACAUGCGGCGCCGCCGAGGUGUCGGAGUGCCCUCUGCUGGCACCUGUGGGCGGCGUGGGCGGCGGGGGUUCGGCAGGGCCCGCCUUGCGGGGCUCGCAGCGACGGCGCUGGUGCUGACCGCGUCGGCAGCGGCGUGGGCGUCCUCCCCAGGCCCCGUCGCGCUGCCUCCUGGGCGUGCGCUUCCCAAGCCGCCCCCCGCCGGCCAGGGCCGGCCCCCCGCCGACCCGCUGAGCGCGCAGCUUCGCUCCUUCGUGGCGGGGGCGCUGCCGAGCCGCCGGGACCGCGGGGCAAAGGAGGAGCUCCUGGCGGAGCUGCGGGCGGCCGCCGUGGAGGCCUUCGGCCAGGGGGCCCUGGUGCUCCCCUUCGGGUCCUCCGCGAACGGGUGCGGCGAGGCACACUCCGACCUGGACGCCACGGUCCACGUGCCCGCGGGGGGCUGGAGGUCCAGAUCGGCGCUGCGGCGCUUGCAGAAGCGGCUGUUCUGGCACGACAUCAGCGUGGUCGAGUGCCGCCUGGGGGCGCCGGUCCCGAUCUUGGUGCUGCAGUCGCGGGACGGCCUGGAAUGCGACCUGAGCUAUCAGAACAUGGUGCCUCUGCACAACACGCUGCUGGUUCGGACGUAUGCGGAGCUGGCCCCCGAGCUCACCGGGCUGAGUAUCGUGGUAAAGCGUUGGGCCAAAAACCACAAUAUAGCAGGUACCCAUGUUGGUUCGAUUUCGUCAUACGCCUGGACUUUAAUGGUGAUCUACUACCUCCAAGUCUGCCAUGGGCUUCCCUCGCUCCAUCAGCUGGCACCUCUCGACCGAGCGCACCGCUUCUGCCACUCGAUGGCUCCCGAAUUCACGGAUCUCGAGACAGCCAGGGCGUUGAUGGCUGCAGAAUGCGCGGGGCAGUGGUCAAGCACAAGGGGCGAGUGCGGUGGGCUGCUGCGAGGCUUCUUUCGUUUUUACGCGGUGCAGUUUGGAUGGGCACACGAAGUGGUCUCUGUGCGCUUAGGGAGGCGCGCCAACAUAUCAUCUGCCACUGUUUCCGGGCCGCUGUUUCACAUGAGGGGCCCGAUCAGCACUCAGAAUUGCUUGCACAUCGAAGACCCUAUCGAGAUCAAGAAUCACAACUACGCCCUCUCCGACAGGGUACUCGGUGCCCUUAGGCGAGAGAUUAGCCGCGCCAACGAACUGCUUGAAGCUGGCGGUAGCCUGACUGAGCUGUUGGACCCGUUUGCAUCGCUGGACCAUCGUGCUGUCGCUAGCAGCACGAUGGCCGCAAACCAGGGCCACGAGUCUUGGCUGGAGGGCUUCAUAAGAAUUGCGCAGCACAUACCUCCGUUGCCGUGCAAGUGCCACACGUGCGGAGUGCUCCUGGACCAUCUCACCAUGGCGCAACACCUGCGCUGGGACCAGUGCAGAGGCGGGCCGGCGGACGGGAACGGCUGGGGUUGCGCCGGGUGCGCCGCCUUUUUUGCGAGCCCCGACCGCCUCGAGGCGCACCAGAGCCUGACUGGCCACUGGGGCCACGCCGCGCCCUGGGAAGUCCUGGACGUCGGGCGUGCGGCCAGCGGGCGACACCCGCGGCUGCGGCCCGCCUCUUCGGAGCACACGCCGGCGGCCAACAGCUUCUUCCGCGAGCAGAUGCGCGAGCACCAGCGGUGGCGGGAGCACCUGCGGCAGCUGAGGCGCCAGCGCCGCCCGGGGCGGCCCCGCACGGGCUCGGGCCCGCCGUGACCCCCGGCAUGCGGCCGGCAUGCGGGCGUGCUGGAGCGCUCCGCUCCGCCCCCGAGGGGCCGUGCCGGCGGCACCGCGCAGUGCCAGUGGGUCGAGUAGGGGAUCGGCUACAGAGCUAAUCUACCCCAAAACUGUUUUUCCCCCGCCUAGUCUACGAACAAAUAAGUAGAGUGCUCCGUGGAUGUACGGAGCAUUCUGCGUUUCCGUCCGUCUCGCAGAUGCGACGGAGAAUUCAACUUCGGGGUAAAUCAAUUCGGCAGUCAGUCCCCUACUCGUGUGGGUGGGGCUGCGGCUGCGGCUGCGGCCUCGGCUGCUGCGGCUGCUGCGGCUGUUGCGGCAGCUGCGGCGGCUGCGGCGGCUGCGGCGGCGGUUGCGGCGGCUGCGCCGCCGCGCACCGCCGCCCGCGGGGAGGUUGGUCCAGUGGUGGCUGGCCUGUGGGGAAAAAGCACCAGGAGAGUCUGGGAG